UCAACUAGAUUUAUUAUCUCAAGAAGAAUCGUGGAUCAUGUUCAAAAGGUGACAUUACUGAAGUUCAUCAACUAGGAAUCCCAUUGCAAAGGUACUUUUUAUCUAGUCAAGAUUCGAUAGAUGAUAUGGAUGCUUCGCUGCCUAAACGAGUGCGUCUUCUAAACAAUAUACCUACAUUUGCUGGUGACUCACAAGAGUACAUAGAUGGUUCUCUAUCAAAACGAUUGUGUCUUUUGAACAUUAAUCUUCACUUUUUCUCAGAAAAUACAAUCAAGUAUUUUGCAAAAACGACAGAGGAUCUACAAUUAGAUGGAAAUAUGCUAAAAUGGAGAAAUCUAAUGCCUGAAAUUAUUCCAAUAGAAGGUAACCAUGAUCUAGUUGUGCUUUAUAUGAAUUAUUUUUUACAACUAGAGUGUCUCAUUGACACUACGAGUAUUGAUGCUCAAGUACUAAAUGUCUUGCCUAAGUUGGUUGAACUAGCACUUGAAGAAAUGGAUAAUUUGAAAGAAUUGUGCAAUGGUCCAUUUCCCUCUGACUUUUUGCAGCGUUUAGAGUGGUUGUUUAUACGUAAAUGUAAAUAUUUGCAAGGCAUAUUGUUUAAGAGCAGACUAAACUUGUGCAAUCUUAAGACCCUGGAAUUAUACACUUGUUCGACACUGGAAUCCCUAUUUCAAUUGUCAACUUGUCGAAGCUUAGUGUUGUUGGAGACCUUGAGUAUCUUGGAUUGCGAGCAACUGAAAAACAUAAUAACAUGUGAAAGAACAGAGGAGGAAUGGGGAGAUGAAAUAGUUGAUUACAAGAACCAUUGCUCAAUGUUUCCCAAUCUAAAAUAUCUUUGUAUCAUAGAUUGUCCCCAAUUACAAGUUAUACUUCCAUUAAUUUCUACUCUAGGUGCUCAACUACUAGAAAAAAUCCACAUAUCAGAUUGUGAAGAGCUGAAGUAUAUAUUUGGCCAGUGCCAGCAUGAACAUAAAUGCAAGAGUUUACAUCAAGAAGUGAAGGAUGGUGUACUUGGUUCACUGAAAAGCAUACAACUCAUAAAGUUGCCAAAUUUCAUAGACAUUUUCCCAGUAUGUGAUAAUCCUCCCGUGAAGAGGUCAUCUACCAGAGAUAUUUCCACGUCACAAAUACAACCAAAGCCCAUCAAAUGCAAUAUCUUUCCUUGGAAGUAUAGCCAUAAACCAAGGAUCGCCACAAGAACGGAAAUCUCAUUGGAUUCUGAGGAUAAACCACAAGACUGCUCAAUCUCAUUGGGAUCAAGCUUGUACGAUUUUCACCUUUGGCAACAUGCUCAACCUCUAUUUAGACAUUCACAAAAUUUGUGCAAUAUCACAGAAAUUAAUGUAUGCAAUGUUUCGAAGAUAAAAUCGAUAUUUAUCGUGUCUAUUGCUCGAGCAAUGUUGUUGGAAAAAUUGAGCAUCAAGGAAUGUGAUGAGUUGAAGCACAUAAUAAUAGGCAUUGAUGAUUGUGGUGAUGUCUUCCCAAAACUCAAAGAUCUCGAAGUAAGAGAUUGUGAAAAUUUGGAAUAUAUAUUUGGACACUACUCUCUUGACAACCAAAACCGAGAGGACAUUAAUCUUCAUCUUCCAUCUCUAAGACGUUUUAUUGCUGAAAAACUGUUUAAUUUCAUCGGCAUAUGUUCAGAAAACUAUUGGAUUACAUUGCCACCUUUAACAUUGUUUGAGCUCAUUGAGUGUCCCAAGUACUCCAAAAAAUCUAUUGGUGAUUUCUUUGAUCGAUUGGAUUCAAGACAUAUCAAGGAUUGGAGAGAGUACGAGAAGCAUUUUCUCACUUUGGAAUUUCUCAGGGUACUUGGUAACUCGAAAGUCGAAAAUAUUUUUUUCCUUGAUGAAAUGAUAAGGCAACCGGUGAGAUUAGGGGUUCUAACAAUUAACCUGAGUAACUUGCCUCAUAUGACAUGUCUUUAUGUGGGCCCUAAAAAUUCUUUUAUCCUCCAAAACCUGGAAACGAUAACAAUUGUGCAAUGUGAAAAAUUAGAAACAAUAUUUUCUAGGGAUGGCAGAGAAGCCCGAACCCAUGGGCACCCGACCCGACCCGACCCGAUUUCUUGGGUGAAAACCCGAGUUAAAUGGGUUCGGGUUCGGGUUCGGGUUUUACCCGAUCACUUUCGGGUUCGGGUUUGGGUUUGGCCAAACCCGCACCCGAACCCUACCCGAACCCGGAUCUGUAUAAGUGAAACCUAAGUAUUCUGCUUGUGCAGUACAAUAUAUGCAGCAUCUUACAUAUUAAUUUAACAGUAACAUGGCAAUUACAAUGUUACAUUACAUAAUAUAGCUCUCUUCACAGUCUUUUUCAGGUCGGGUUUCCGAGUUCAACUGUUUGUUUGAGGUUGUGUGCGGGUGUGGGUACGGGUCGGGUGAACCCGAAACCCAAUGGGUUCGGGUGUGGGUUUAAGUUCACCACCCAUUUCGGGUUCGGGUGCGGGUGCGGGUGUGGGUUUUUGAUUUCGGGUUUGGGUUUGGGUUUGGCAAAACCCGCACCCUACUCGACCCAUUGCCAUCCCUAAUAUUUUCUGCUUCUGUUUUAAGAUGUUUGCCUAAGUUGUUAAGUCUACAAAUACAAGAAUGCAAGGAGUUAAAGAAAAUCAUUGAAGAUGAUGAUGUGGAGGAUAUUCAUCAGGAAAUGUACUCAAAAUCCCUUUCUCCAAAGACAUGCUUCCCAAAUCUAGUAGUAUUGGGUGUUGACAAUUGCAUCAAGUUAAAGUGUGUAUUUCCGGUUUCCUUUUGUAAAGAGCUUCCCGAGCUAAAAAUUUUACAUAUAGAAAGAGCACCUGAGCUAGAGGAAAUAUUUGGAAGUGAAGGUGAUCAAAAAGUUGAGAUUCCAAAGCUAAACUUUGUAGUAUUUAUUGAUCUACCAAGUCUUUGCCAGCAGAGGAUUCAAUUUCAGACUAUACAACAUUAUUUGGUACGGAAUUGUCCAAAACUCUCUUUGUCUCCAACGUUGUUAACGUGGUACGGAUUCAAUGCAGUAUUAAAUGAAACAACGUACCCAACAGCUGGUCGUUUUUAUGGGAAAUGGAACAAACUAUACAAUGAGCUGAGAACCGAUGGCGAUGAUGAUGAUCCAAUAGAAGAAGAGGUCACUAAAGAUUAUCCAAUUGAGCUUGAAGUAGUUCAAGCAGAACAUGAGGAAAAGCAAGAAUCUGUUGGAAAUGUUUCUAUUUUAGAUCUACCCUCACCAAGCUAGUGCCUUAGACACUCCACUUCAUAGAACACAUUUAACAUAAAACUAUAAGGAUCUUUGACACUCGCAUGUUGGAUCAUUUCAAUAUUGGGCUAUUUUAUGUAAAUAAUUAUGCAUUAUGAACUAUCAAUUUAUGAUAGACAAGUAAACGUGACAUUAUUAUAAAAUUAAAUUUCGGUUAACUUAAUUAACUGAGAUAAUAAUGUAUUUGAUAUGAUUUGGACCUUUAAUGUGUUGAUAUAUAAAUAUAUUUAUGUUUUAAUGAUUUAUGCUAUGGAUUCAUGACGCUUCAUAUAAUACUUACUUG
Molecule: messenger RNA, 3511 nt
Organism: Lotus japonicus
Lineage: Eukaryota; Viridiplantae; Streptophyta; Magnoliopsida; Fabales; Fabaceae
Exons: 6
Coding region: 126-2204 (692 amino acids)
Source: RefSeq, a predicted model, not a curated record